Sporisorium graminicola is the source of this 1116-nucleotide messenger RNA. RefSeq lists its product as uncharacterized. Gene Ontology annotation, biological process: mRNA export from nucleus. The transcript has a single exon. The record is from RefSeq and is a predicted model, not a curated record. Gene Ontology annotation, cellular component: THO complex part of transcription export complex. Lineage: Eukaryota; Fungi; Basidiomycota; Ustilaginomycetes; Ustilaginales; Ustilaginaceae. Gene Ontology annotation, molecular function: protein binding. The coding region runs from base 1 to 1116 and encodes 371 amino acids.
AUGUCGCUCUCACUAUACCCGCCACCACCCGGCUCCGGGUCAAAAACACUCAACGGCCUCCCCUUUUCUUUAGCUUCCUCCUUCCGAGAUCGCAACAUCGUGCUCCCCAACUUCAGCCAGCUCAAGACCAAAGAGCUGCGCUCGGGGCACCGUCAAUCUGUGCGUGGGCUCGGGUGGUCUGUCGAUGGACGCAAGCUCGCCACCUGCGGGGCAGACCGCAGCAUACGCAUCUGGACGCCCGAGCGGUCGGUGGACUAUCGCGCGAGCACCGAGCUGCGCGGACACACGGAGAGUGUCGACCAGCUGGUCUGGCACCCUUUGCAGCCCGAGGUGCUGGCGACGGCGAGUGCGGACAAGACGGUACGGGUGUGGGAUGUGCGUGCGGCACCCGCGGAGGCGGGUUCAGUAGUGAGCACUCCCGGUGCGAACAUCAACAUUGCGUAUCAUCCGACGGGGAAUUACAUUGCGGUGGGCGAUAAGACGGAUACAGUGUCGGUUGUAGAUACGCGCCAGAACAGGGUGGUUCACACCGUGUGUACGCGCAGGUCGAGCGCUCCGCCCGGAGAAGAGACAUACAUUUCCACGACAGUGUUCGCCAGUCACGACGAGAUCAACGAACUCUCCUUCUCCCCCGACGGCUCCCUCCUCCUUCUCUCCUCCGGCUCCGGCUCCGUCCACAUCCACCACACUUUGUCCGAUUACAAACGCAUCCACUCGCACCCGACCCACACCGCCAACGUCUUCUGCCUGGAAUACGACCCGCUGGCGCGCUUCAUCGCCACCGCCUCCUCCGACGCCAUGAUCUCCCUCUGGCACGCCACCGAGUGGUACUCGCUCAAGAUGUUCACCUCCCUCUCCUUCCCCGCGCGAGCCAUCGGCUUCAGCUUCGACGGCGAGCUCCUAGCCGCGGGCGGCGAGGAUCCGUUCAUCAGCAUCAACGCUACCAAUCCGACGCUGGGCCUGGACAGUAACGAGACCGACCAGGUGCACAAGGUGCCCUUGGGCGCGAGUACCAUGAUUAAUACGCUCGCGUGGCAUCCGAGCAAGUACGUUCUGGCGUAUGCCGGCGAUGAAGCGCCCAAGGAUACCGGCAUCGUCCGCGUGUUUAACCUGUAG